Messenger RNA from Aspergillus piperis CBS 112811, 572 nucleotides. RefSeq lists its product as uncharacterized. The coding region runs from base 50 to 427 and encodes 125 amino acids. NCBI's taxonomy places the organism in Eukaryota, Fungi, Ascomycota, Eurotiomycetes, Eurotiales, Aspergillaceae. The transcript has 2 exons. The record is from RefSeq and is a predicted model, not a curated record.
CGGAUUUACACCCCUAUAAACAAAGUCCGGAGGUACCCCGCAAGCAACCAUGAACAUCACAAACGGUACCCUGGCGCAGGAGCGAUGCGCCGGCGACAAUGGAAUACCUACCCUGCCUUAUCCGUAUUACUGCGCCACCACCAUCUGGCAACAAGGACUCGAUCGGACACAAAAUCCUUACGGUUAUUUAGUGAUGUGCUGCAAAAGCAAUCAGUACAGCUACUUCGGCGAGAAUAACUGUGCCGCUUACUGCAAUGCCACCAAGGAAACUCAGUCAACUCUGAUGGACUGUCUUACUAUGGGUCACCAUCUGGAGUUCGUUGUUUGUGGUUCAGGGAAGGCGUCUGGAUCUAUGUCGAGCUCAAUGCCCAGCUUAAAAUCCUAUCUUGUUUUGACUGUGGUUCUCAGCGGCCUUUUGCAACUUUGAAAGAUGGGAAAUUGACAUGUAUGUGGGAUAUGGCCGUUUCAGAUGGAGGAUUCAAUUGGAUUAUGCUAUCUGGGGUUUUGUAGGGCAUGAUGGACUAUUCCUUGUUUCGCAACUAGGCAUCAACUUGCAAGCACAUCUUCUCAAG